This is a messenger RNA of Sclerotinia trifoliorum, 2156 nucleotides long. NCBI's taxonomy places the organism in Eukaryota, Fungi, Ascomycota, Leotiomycetes, Helotiales, Sclerotiniaceae. The record is from the annotation of a GenBank genome assembly.
AAUGUAUAAUGAAAUUCAACCAAGUAUUAAGAAGUUAUAAUGUUGAAUAGAACUGCACAGAGGGACGCAAGUAAGCGAGGCUAACAGUGGCUAAUAAGGAUAUCUUCAGCCACACUACUAAUCCCUGUCAAUCAUCCCUGCAAAUUUUUAUAUUUCUACAUUGGACAAAAAAAAGUUGAGAAAACGAAAGAUACUUGAAUAUACAACAAAAUCACCCACAAUGCCCCCCUCACGGUCAAAGAAGUCUGCCAAUGGCGGUCAAAAGCCAAAAAAGGAUGCGCGAACAAUUCUCCAAGAAAGUGAAGAGAGUGGCAGUGACAAUGAGAGUGUCAACAUGAUGGAUAAGGAUUCCGAUGAGGAGGAGUUAGACAGACUUGUUUUAGGAGAUGGGGCAGGAUUUACAGCGCAAUUGGGCCAAGACAUGGAAUUUGAUUCAGCUGAAAACUCAGAAGGAGAAAAGGGUGAAGAUGAGGAAAAGGAGGAUGCUGGGAUUGAGGGCGUUGACGAUGCAGAUGUAUAAACUCGCCCCGCAAUUUUAGAUGAAUUUCAUUAACUCUUUUUAGCUAUUUUUCCUCGACUCUGGACCAUCUGUUGUGCCACAAGAUGCAUUAAUACCGCGAUCAAAAUCCGGAGACGAAGAGGGAGGAGAUGCGCUGGCUUGGGAGGAUAGUGACGAUGACCGACUGACUGUAUCUCUUGCUGGAAAUCCUCGAUUAAGGAAACUUAGAGUCAACGAAGGGGAGGAUUUGGUUAGUGGGAGAGAAUACACAAGGCGACUACGAAUGCAAUUUGAGCGUCUGAAUCCUGUUCCAGAAUGGGCUCAAUCCUCUAGGCCAACGAAACGACGUCGCAGGUCAUCCGCAGGCUCUGAUUCUUCGUUAUCAUCGAAUGAUAUGGACGUUGAUGAUUCUGACCUUUCAACAUUACCUCUCGCAAGACUUUUACAAGAUGCUGGUGCUCUCACAAAAGAAACUCCGGCGACCUCAAAACGACCAAAACUUAGACCUGAAGUCCUGGAUAUCCAAAGAACUAGAGAUAUACCAAAAACCCAACCAUCAGCCGUCACUUCACUUUCCUUCCAUCCCCAAUACCCAGUUAUACUUUCUUCAGGCCCAGCAUCUACUUUAUAUCUACAUCAUUAUGCGCCUACAGCUCACCCUCAUCCUCAUCCACAACUUACCAGCGUUCAUGUAAGAAAAACACCAAUUGCUACAUCAGCAUUCCUUCAUCCUUCCGGAGACAAAAUCAUCUUCGCCGGUCGACGUCGUUACUUUCACAUUUGGGAUCUUCCCUCGGGAGAAAUUAAUAAGGUUACGCGAAUUUAUGGUCACAAGGAUGAGCAAAAAACAAUGGAAAGAUUUAAGCUCAGCCCUUGUGGCCGAUACAUAGGCCUGAUUGGUUCAUCAAAAAAAGGAGGCGGUGUUAUAAAUAUUCUUGAUGCAACCACAACACAAUGGACAGCAUCAGCACGAAUUGAAGGCAAGGAUGGAGUUGCUGAUUUCGCAUGGUGGAAAAAUGGAGAGGGAUUGACAGUUGUAGGAAAAGGGGGCGAAGUGGGCGAAUGGAAUAUGGAAUCGGGAUCUUUCGUUGCUCGCUGGAAUGAUGAUGGUUCCAUUGGUGCUACCGUUCUUACACUUGGUGGAUCUAAUGGACCUAAACAACUCGGUGGGGAUCGCUGGGUAGUAAUCGGAUCUCAAAGUGGUGUGGUCAAUAUUUAUGACCGUAAGAAUUUUGCCACUGGAAACGAUAUAAAAAUACCAGAGAGACCUGAGCCAAAUAGGCGACUUUUGCAAUUGACCACACCCACAAGUCAUUUGCAAAUCAGUCCUGAUGGACAAUUGUUGGUAUUUAGCAGUAGGUGGAAGAAAGAUGCCUUGAGAUUGGUACAUCUACCUAGUUGUACAGUGUAUAAGAAUUGGCCAACAUCAAACACGCCAUUAGGAAGAAUUUCGUCUGUGGCAUUUGGUAGUGGAAGUGAUGUUUUAGCCGUUGGUAAUGAAGCUGGAAAGAUCAGGUUGUGGGAAAUUAGGAGUUAGUGGUAUAGAUGUAAUAAAUGAUUGUGCUGUCACGUUGGAUUUAUAACUGUCGGAUUCAGUGCCAUCUUUUUCUUUGCAAAGUGAAGAGAUUUAAAAGCUACGAAAAUUGAACUUGAUCCA